This is a messenger RNA of Lichtheimia ornata, 3189 nucleotides long. RefSeq lists its product as uncharacterized. Gene Ontology annotation, cellular component: RQC complex. The record is from RefSeq and is a predicted model, not a curated record. Gene Ontology annotation, biological process: rescue of stalled cytosolic ribosome; ribosome-associated ubiquitin-dependent protein catabolic process. The transcript has 21 exons. Lineage: Eukaryota; Fungi; Mucoromycota; Mucoromycetes; Mucorales; Lichtheimiaceae. Gene Ontology annotation, molecular function: tRNA binding; ribosomal large subunit binding. The coding region runs from base 1 to 3189 and encodes 1062 amino acids.
AUGAAGCAACGUUUCAGUGCUCUCGACAUUCGUGCAACUGUUAUCAACUUUCGUGAACGGUUGACCAAUCUGCGUCUGCAAAACAUUUACGAUGUCGAUGCCAAGACCUUUUUAUUGAAGUUUGCAAAGCCGGACGAUAAAGAAUUGGUGUUGAUAGAGUCUGGUAUUCGACUUCACAGUACACAGUUCAGCCGUGAUAAGCAAGUGACACCAUCACCCUUUUGUGCCAAGAUUCGAAAGCAUUUGCGUACGCGUCGUCUUACCAAUGUUCGUCAACUGGGUGUGGAUCGUGUCGUGGAUUUCGAGUUUGCUGGCUCCGAGAAGAGUAUUGGCUAUCACAUCAUUGCCGAGUUCUAUUCUUCGGGUAAUAUCAUUUUCACCGAUGAGGAGUAUAAGAUCCUUGCAUUGUUACGUGUGGUCAACUCGGGUGAUGUCAAGAUGGCUGUCGGCGAUACCUAUGAUGUUCAACGCGCAUUGCCUGAUUUCCCAAAAAUCGAAUUCAGCAAGUUGCAAUCAGUACUUCGUAACGCUGGUCCCAAGGAUACCCUUAAGAAGGUGCUCAACAUUUCGUAUGAAUAUGGCCCGGCUAUGGUGGAGCACAUUAUUUUACGUGCCAAUUUGGAUCCUGGCAUGAAAGUGGCAUCCGAAUUUGAUUGCUCAGAUGAUUCACCCGCCCUAAAGGCGCUUAUGGAUGCAUUAAAGGAAGGUGAUGAGAUGAUUGAAUCCACCAAGAACAAUGUUCCAAAGGGUUACAUUAUCCUUUCGGAAAAGACAAAGACUGGUGAAGAUGGCAAGCAGGAAACGAUUGACAUCUAUGACGAAUACCAUCCUUAUUUAUUCAAGCAACACGAAUCCAAAAAGUACAACGAGUUCCCCAAGUUUGAUGCCGCAGUGGAUGAAUUCUACUCUGCGAUCGAGGCGCAAAAGAUUGAGCUCAAGGCUAUGCAGCAGGAACAAGCUGCUCUCCGAAAGCUGGAAGCUGUGCGUCGAGAACAAGAGAGUCGUGUGCAAGGAUUAUUGGAGCAACAGUUGACCAAUGUACGCAAAGCUGAGCUUAUUGAAGAGAAUGUUCCCAUCGUGGAUGCUGCCAUCACCAUUAUCCGGAACGCUAUUGCAAGUCAGAUGGAUUGGCGGGAUUUACGCGAGCUUGUCAAUCAAGAAAAGAGUCGUGGCAAUCCAAUUGCGCAAAUUAUUGAUGAUCUCAAGCUCGAAACCAACCAGAUCACGCUAUUGCUCUCGAGUACUGAAGAUGAAUCGGAUACCAGUGACGAAGAAGGAUCUGAGGAUGAAGGAGAGGAUGAGGAUGAGGAUGAGAGGGAGGAGCAACAACGACAACCUCAAGUGUACAAGAUCGAUGUUGAUAUCUCAGCAACAGCUUACGCCAAUGCCCGAAAGUACUAUGAUCAAAAGAAGAGCACAGCGUUGAAACAUGAAAAGACGAUUGCUGCAUCAUCCAAGGCCAUGAAAUCAGCCGAGCGCAAGAUCAAAAAGGAUCUCAAGGAAACGCGCAUCACCACGUCCAUCAACAAGAUCCGCAAGCCGUUUUGGUUUGAAAAGUUCCUUUGGUUUAUCUCCACUGAAGGAUUUUUGGUGAUUGCUGGUCGUGAUAUGCAACAAAAUGAGAUGCUAGUCAAGCGAUACUUGCGCAAAGAUGAUGCCUAUGUUCACGCUGAUUUGCAUGGUGCAGCUUCAGUUAUUGUGAAGAACAAGCCCGAAUGUGCCGGUCAACCUAUUCCUCCAAGCACUUUGUUUCAAGCUGGCAUCAUGUCUGUUUGCCAAAGCAAGGCUUGGGAUGCAAAGAUUGUCACUAGCGCUUACUGGGUUCAUGCCGAUCAGGUUUCCAAAUCCGCCCCCACGGGUGAAUAUUUGACAACCGGUAGUUUCAUGAUCCGAGGCAAAAAGAAUUAUUUACCACCUGUGCAACUCGUCUAUGGUUUCGGCUAUCUCUUCAAGUUGGACGAGUCAUCCAUUGGUAACCAUGUCAAACGCAGCAUCAACGAAGAUGAAGGAUCAACAACUGGACCAUCGGCUGAUGACAUUGAAUCAAAAAUUGAUACGUCAACCACAACACCCUCUGAAGUAAAGGAAGCUCAAGCAACACCACCCCAACCUGCUGCUGAGCAAAAGGAAAAGGAAAAGGAGGAAGAGGAAGAGGAAUCAUCAUCAUCGUCUGAAAGUGAGGAAGAGUUCCCAGAUACACAGUUGGCUCCCGUUCAGCAACCAAAGCAAGAACCUGAUGAAGCUGCCAAGGAGGAAUGGAAAAAAUAUGAAUUGGAACAGCAUGGUUAUGACCCUGAUGCCGACAAAUUACCAGAAUUUGCCCAACCUGGUGCUGCAGCUGAUAAAAAGAGCAAGCAAGCCAUCAGUGCUAAGGAGCGACGCCAAAUGAAGAAGGGCAAAAAGGAUGAUCAAGGAGCUAGCCAGCAAGCAUCCCAAAAUGGCAAGGGCGGUAAAGCCAACGACAAAAAGCAACAGCAGCAACAACAACAGCAACAGCAGAAGUUAUCACGAGGACAGCGCGCCAAAGCAAAAAAGAUCAAGGAGAAAUAUGGUGAACAGGAUGAAGAAGAGCGUCGCUUACGUAUGGAAUUGUUGGGAUCAAACAAGGGACCUCAACCCAAGGGCAAAAAGGCAAAGAGGGAGGCCCAAGCCAAAGCCGAGCGACUUGCAAAAGAAAAGGAACUUGCAGAACGUAAGGCUGCUGCCGCUGCCAAGGAAGCUGAACGAAAAGCUGCUGAAGCAGCUGCUGCUAAACAAGAGCAGGAUCAUGAACAGGUGGAUGAGGAGCAGCAUGGUGAAGAGGAUACGGAGCAAAUUCGUCAAAUGCUCAAGGAAGAGAACAUUACUAUGCUUGAGGAAGAUGAAGUGGCUAAUCUUUCUGUGCUGGAUUCAAUGACACCCAAUCCAUUGCCUGAGGAUAUCAUUCAUUUUGCCAUUCCUGUAUGUGCUCCCUACACAUCGUUGCAAAAAUACAAGUACAAGGUCAAGUUGACACCUGGCACACUUAAACGUGGCAAAGCUCUGAAACAAGCACAAUCUGUGUUUUUGAAUUCAUCCGAAUCAACGGCGCGUGAAAAGGAACUCAUCAAAAGUGUACCCGACAUGGAAGCUAUCAAUACCAUGAUGAGUAAGGUCAAGGUAUCAGCACCCAACCUUGAAGCUAGCAAGCGGAAAAAGGGCAAGAAAUAG